This is a messenger RNA of Dendronephthya gigantea, 1858 nucleotides long. Its product is annotated as long-chain-fatty-acid--CoA ligase 5-like. The coding region runs from base 1 to 1824 and encodes 607 amino acids. Gene Ontology annotation, molecular function: long-chain fatty acid-CoA ligase activity. The transcript is spliced from 23 exons. Gene Ontology annotation, cellular component: membrane; endoplasmic reticulum. NCBI's taxonomy places the organism in Eukaryota, Metazoa, Cnidaria, Anthozoa, Malacalcyonacea, Nephtheidae. The record is from RefSeq and is a predicted model, not a curated record. Gene Ontology annotation, biological process: long-chain fatty acid metabolic process.
AUGUUGCGAGCUGAAAUAGCUGGUGACGAGCCUUGCUUGGGUACGCAAUCUAAUGGUUCGUAUUCAUGGAUCACAUACAAUGAGGUUUUAGAGAAAGCAGCAGACCUGGGGUCUGGAUUAUUAGAACUUGGUUACAAACCUUCUCCAGAGACAUUUGUUGGUAUUUAUGCCACAAACAAAGCUGAGUGGAUCUUGACUGAUGUUGCAUGUCAGACAUAUUCAAUGGUUUCUGUGCCACUGUAUGACAGCCUGGGUGCUGAUGCGUGCACCUUUAUUGUUAAUCAUGCUGAUAUUUCUGUGAUUGUGUGCGACGGAAAAAAUGUUGAAAAACUAUUGACUAAAGCUGAUCAAUGUCCGCAGUUGAAACACAUAAUAACGAUUGGGGAAUUCAAAGAAGAUGAUGCACAGAAAGCUGAUAAUCUUGGGAUUACGAUGAAAUCCUUUGAAGAAGUCCAGGAAUUGGGACGAAAUAACCGAAAAGAGAAAUCACCUGGUAAACCAGAGGAUGUGUAUACUGUUUGUUUCACAAGUGGGACAACAGGUCAACCAAAGGGAGCUAUGAUUACAAACAAGAACAUCAUUGCAAACCUUGCUGGAUUUCGAGUGCAUUAUGAUAAGAAUGGCUUCGAGCUGGGUCCAGGUUUUUGCCAUAUCUCAUAUUUACCUCUUCCACACAUGUACGAAAGAAUAAUCCAGCUAGUUCUUCGUAGUGGUGGCGCUCGAACUGGAUUUUUCCGAGGAGAAAUCCCGUUAUUGUUGGAAGAUAUUAAGAUAUUGAGACCUUCGCUGUUUCCAUCAGUUCCCCGCUUGUUAAAUCGUCUUUAUGAUAAAGUCACCGCCGGUGUUGAAGCAAGUGGAGGGAUUAAGAAAUGGUUAUUUUACAAAGGUUUUUCCUCGAAAUUGGCCGACUUAGAGAAAGGACAAAUCUACAACAACGGCUUUUGGGACAAACUUGUAUUUAGAAAAGUCCAGGCGACCUUGGGAGGAAAUAUCCAACAAAUCGGCACUGGAGCCGCUCCAAUCGAGGCGAAAGUUUUAACAUUUCUGAAAGUUGUAUUCGGGUGUUGGGUUGCCGAGGGUUAUGGGCAAACUGAGGCCACGACUGCUGUAUCGAUCACUAAUAAAUUAGACAUGUCUUCAGGUCAUGUUGGUGCGCCGAUUGUAUGUAAUUACAUCAAGCUUGUCGAUGUUCCAGAAAUGGAGUAUUUUACCUCGAAGAAUCAGGGAGAAGUGUGUAUUUAUGGUCCAAACGUGUUCAAAGGAUACCUGAAAGAACCUGGGAAAACAGCUGAAGUGAUCGAUGAAGAUGGUUGGCUUCACACCGGGGAUGUUGGAGAAUGGAAGCCAAACGGCACAUUGAAAAUUAUUGGAAGAAAAAAGUGUAUUUUCAAGCUCUCCCAGGGUGAAUAUAUUGCUCCUGAUAAGAUUGAAAAUAUUUAUAUCAAAAGUCCUUUCGUAGCUCAAGCCUUUGUUCAUGGUCACAGUCUUAAGUCUUGCACUGUUGGUAUUAUUGUACCAGACGAAGAAAUUCUUAUGAAAUGGGCUUCAGAAAAUGGCUUGUCAAAAUCCUUCAAAGAAUUGUGUGCAAGCGAGGAUGUUAAGAACAUGAUUCUGAAAGAUAUUAUCGCAAAAGGCAAAGAAGCGAAGUUAGCAUCGUUUGAACAGGUCAAAGCCAUUCUCCUGCUUUCAGAAUUAUUCAGCAUCGAGAACGGCCUGCUGACGCCAACUCUCAAGUCAAAACGUUUCACAAUGCAGAAGAGAUUUGCUGAAGAGAUCGACAAGUUGUAUGAAGAUGUUGAAAGAAUAGCGCAACCAAAACUCUGAAUACAAAAGCACAGUACAUUCUUACAAUUUUUAU